UCGACCUGUCUAUCGGCAUCACUAUUCAAUUCAACCAACAGCCAACAGGUUGAUUGUUGUUUGUUUUAUGUUUUUGUUCUAGGAGUUUUGUUCGUUAUUUGUUCAAUUGGUUGAUCAAAAUCAAAAAGAAGAUUCAAUCAAACGAUUGUCCGUGUUUGCUUCAUAAUAAUAACGUCGUGGUGUUAUCUGCUCAGUACUUACAUUAAAAUGGCCACGAUAGACCUUUUAGGCCGAAAUAAACUAUUUGGAAGAUGCCGCACUUGUCUCAAUGAGUUCACUGACAAAAUGUUUGAUAUUUUUACGGAUAAAACAAAUGUCGAGAGUUUGUUUACCAUGUUGACAUCAUCUACAUCAAUAAUGAUUGAUCAGGAAGACAAUUUACCUAAAGAAAUGUGCAGAAAUUGUUAUGAAUGUCUCAUAAAUUUUUGGGAAUUCAAAAAAUUGGCGGAGAGAAUAGAUUAUCAGUUACACUUUCAAUUUGGACAUGAUUCUGGUUUAGCAGUAAAAUUAGAAAGUGAGAAUGACAUGAACAGUGAUACGUUGGAAGUAGAUUUUGUGGAUACAGAAGCAAAAAUUCAAUCUGAAUAUCAUCAAUGCUCAUCAAAUGAAGAAUUGAAAUCAGAAAUUCCUGCUAAAAAAUUUGAAUGCAAAAUUUGUUCAAACUUAUUUGAUAGUUCAUACAAAUUGGAUGAACAUUUUAGUUUACUCUGCAAACCGAUAUCAUACCAAUGUAAAAUAUGCAACAAAGAAUACAAAACAGAGAACAAGUUAGCCAGACAUAAUAAAUUACGGCACGACAAAAACUUGUACACAUGUAUACUGUGUUCGGAGACUUUUAGACAUCAUUUUAAAUAUGUCAAGCAUCUAGUCUCACACAACAAAAAAGUCAAUAGACAAUGCAUGGUGGAAAUAAACCAAAAUGACACAAACCAAAGUUUCAAAUGCAAUAGUUGCACUGCUGAUUUUAAAUCUAUGAAUGCCCUCGCAGCUCACAUGCGGAUACACACAAAAAAAGGCAGAGUAUUGUCAUGUUCUAUAUGUAAUAAGAUUUUCAAAAAAACAAGCCAUUUGAAACGGCAUGAACUGAGUCAUGAAGAUAAUAAACCUUUUAAAUGUACAUUGUGUGGUAAAGCAUUCAUCACGGAGGCCAUUCUUGGCGAACACAUGAACAAACAUAACAAAAUUAAGCCACAUGUGUGUCCUAUUUGUUCGAAGGCAUUCACUCACAUGUCAACAUUGACUACACAUGUAAAAAUACAUACGAGAGAGAGGUCAUAUUUGUGUCCAACUUGCGGGAAGAGAUUUGAUUCGAGCACAAAUUUGAAUCAACACAUUAGAAGGCAUCUUGGGCUUAAAUGCUUUGCUUGCACCUCAUGUCCUAAAACAUUUGUUAGUAAAGGAGAGCUGAAAUCCCACAGCUUAACCCACACAGGCGUGCGGUCGUUCGCGUGUGAGAUCUGCGGCACCAAGUUCACAAAGAAGAGCUCUCUGAGGAAACACUCGUUGGCGCACCUGGGCGUCAAGCCGUACCAGUGCGAGAACUGCCCCAUGAAGUUCUCGAGCCGCUACCACCUGCAGCGCCACCGCCGCUCGCACUCGGGCGAGAAGCCCUACGCGUGCGAGACGUGCGCGCGCGCGUUCUCGCAGACCAACGAUCUGCUCAAGCAUCGCCGCGCCCAUCUCGGGGACAAACUUUAUAGAUGUACUCAAUGUACGGAAGGUUUCCGCCUUAAAUCCGAGCUUCGCCAACACAUCUCUGAACAUUUUAUAUCGGAUCGCUUCGAAGAAUUGACCGUUGACAAACCAGAUGACAUGACUCACACCAUCAAAGCUUUGGUCGAGUCGUUCACAGACAAAAAUGUUGCCAGUGACAAUAAUAAUGAUGUUACAGUAACAAAUGUACAGAAAACAGAUAUUGAUGUAAAUAAUUAAUUAUAAUAAAGUUAAUGCGGAUGCAUUUCCGCUAGAGGCACUGGUGCAGAGUAAGGUCAAAAAGUAAAAAAAAGUAAGUCUACGAAGAAAAAACAAUGAUAUGCCUUAUUGCCAUUUCUAUAACAAAAGUUGUGACAAUACAUGGGGCUGAAGCAGAUGAGUGGGGUAAGUACCGCCACGGUACACGUCCCUCAACUAGUGGGCGAAGAAACUGCGUCGAGUGUGUGAAUGUAAAAAUGUGGAUGUUACAAAUGUACAUGAAAAUGGUGCUAUUUAAGUAGCUAACAGAAUUAAACAAAUGUUAGCAAUAUCAAUGAAAAUAAAAUUAUUGUUGAUAUAAAACAAAUUACUAAUUUCAUUGUGAAUAAUCUCAGUAAUUUCUUAGGAUGUUUGUCUAGCCUAUAAGAUGAUGGUUUAUGGAAAAUAAUUUUAUUUAUUAAUUGUAAUCAAAGUAAAGCAAAUAUAAUAAAACGAUCGAGGGCCAAAUAUUAAUAAUACUUUGUUAAUUUUUUUAUGUAAUUCUAAAAGUAUUAAAUCUUUUUGGAAUUUUAAAAAUAUUCUCUUUUAUUAAAAAUGUAGUAACACAUGUUAUGAAAAUAUUUUAAAACUGUUUUUCUAUUUUAGUUUUAAGUUAAAUUUAAUGUAAUGCACCUGCAUAUAAUAAGAGCGUUCAAAAGUUAUGUAGCUAAAUACUUCAAAAGUUGUGCUGUAUUAAAAGUAUGUUUAAAAUUA
Molecule: messenger RNA, 2664 nt
Organism: Plodia interpunctella (Indianmeal moth)
Lineage: Eukaryota; Metazoa; Arthropoda; Insecta; Lepidoptera; Pyralidae
Product: gastrula zinc finger protein XlCGF57.1-like
Exons: 5
Coding region: 208-1932 (574 amino acids)
Cellular component (GO): nucleus
Molecular function (GO): zinc ion binding
Source: RefSeq, a predicted model, not a curated record